Molecule: messenger RNA, 1368 nt
Organism: Trematosphaeria pertusa
Lineage: Eukaryota; Fungi; Ascomycota; Dothideomycetes; Pleosporales; Trematosphaeriaceae
Product: putative MFS monocarboxylate transporter
Exons: 4
Coding region: 1-1368 (455 amino acids)
Biological process (GO): transmembrane transport
Cellular component (GO): fungal-type vacuole membrane
Molecular function (GO): transmembrane transporter activity
Source: RefSeq, a predicted model, not a curated record
AUGGCACAAAUACAGACGCAAGUACAACCCGACAUCGAGCUUGACAGCGCCCGGUUCCCACGUCAGGGCUCGGGUGCAAGCGAUCACGAAGCAACAUGGCACAAUGGCACGGAGACAGAGAUCGAACAGCCUCCACUGCCACCGACGGACACCGGGAAAGCAGCAUGGCUUGUGCUAGCUGGCUCAUCUCUAAUCCAAGCACCCGUCUGGGGCUUCUCUUUGGCAUUUGGUGUCUUCCAGGAGUACUACGGGAGCCAUCCGGAUGAGCUCGAUGGUGAUACGUCGAACGUGGCUGUUAUUGGGACGACGGUGACGGGAAUUAUGUAUCUCAUGUCACCCUUCACCUUCGCCAUCCUAUGUCGCUGGCCUCGUCUCCGUCGCUGGUUCGGUCCCAUCGGACUCUUCCUUACGGCCGUAGGCUUCCUCUUGUCAAGCUUCUCAAAACAAGUCUGGCAACUGGUCGCUACGCAGGGUGUCAUUUCCGCUCUGGGGUGCGGCCUGCUUUUUACGCCAACGACUUUGUACCUGGAUGAGUGGUUCGUCCGCCGAAAGGGGCUCGCGAUGGGCGUCAUGUGGGCCGGGAAAUCCGCGACCGGCGUUGUUCUGCCGUUCGCUGCGGAUGCUAGUCUAAAGAGGUUUGGACCUGCGAUCACGCUUCAAGCGUGGAGCGUUAUCACUGUCCUCACGACAGUGCCUCUCCUCUACUCUCUCCGCCCCCGCAUCCCGCUCCCGCAAUCCGCAACCAUCCGCCGCAUAGACACCUCCUUCAUCCGGCUCCCCGCCUUCUGGAUGCUCCAAAUAGGCAACAUCCUGCAAUCAUUUGGCUAUUUCCUCCCCUACACAUACAUUUCCUCGUACACCGUUCAACAGCUGCACCACAGUUCCACCGUGGGCACGCUGGUCCUCGCGCUCAUCAACGUAACCUCGGUGCCUGGCGGCAUCGUGAUGGGCAGCCUAGGCGACCACGUUGGAGUCACGACGACGAUUCUAGUCUCCACGCUCGGAUCCGCACUCGCUGUCUUUUUCUUCUGGGGCUUUUCGAGCCAGGUGCCGCUUGUGGCUGCUUUUUCAGUCACGUAUGGCUUCUUUGCUGGGGGCUUUAGUUCGACCUGGAGCGGCGUGCUUACUGAGCUUAAAGCGCAGUCUCCGGCGCUGGAUACGGGAUUUAUCUUUGGCCUGUUAGCUGGUGGAAGGGGGAUAGGGAAUGCGAUUAGUGGGCCGCUGAGUGUGGCGCUGGUUACGCAUGAUGGGUGGUUGAAAGAUGGGAGGGAUUGGGGGUUUAAUGGGCAGUACGGUGGCAUUAUUCUUUUCACGGGCGCGACUGCAUUGCUCGGGGGAUGGGGAGCCCUUGGAAAGCUGUGCUAUUGA